UCCUCUGCUUCACUCCUCUUCCAGUCUGCAUCCAUUUUUGUGAAGCAGACUAUUACCUGUGCAUGAAGUGCCGCGCUCCAUGCCUCACUGGCUUCGCUCGCUCUCUGACCCUCCCUCGGGGCCAUGCCAGUAAUUCUGAAAUGGCUAGGCAAAUCGACGUGCAGUCAGAAAUAGACGCAGCAUUGGCUAAACGGAGAGACGUCUCCAAGUCUGGGCUUUCAAUUCCUCUUUUCUGGGUCCGAUGGCAGGUUGUGGGUGACUGUGGUCUGGGUCAUCACGUACUUCUGAACAGGUGUCGCCGAGACAGGCAGGCGUACCUGACAGGUAACGAACGGCUGGCCGACACACUGCCAGGUUUUAAGCCGCUGCAUGCCGGGACCGAUCCGAGGCCGGUGUGGCCUUAUGGGCCUUAUGGGCCACACCGGCAGCUUUCCCGAGAACCCAAACGGAAUCAGCCACCCCUCUGUCUGUCUGUCGCUGCGCCUUCAGCUGCUGCGACAGGGCAUCCGUCAGCGAGAAAGUGUGAAGGUUACGCAGAGGCUGAGGAAAGAGUUCGCUGUCUGACCGUGUUUCAUGCGAAGCAGAUGGCAGAACGCAGAUAUUUCACAAGAAGCCUUCAGAGAAGCACUGAGGCAGAACAUCUGACAGAGGAGGCUCUCCAUGAUGAAACGCAGUGCCACACCACUGUAAACAUGGACUCUGCUCUCUAGGAGACCCCAUUCCACCUCCCUUAGGAUGCACUUUAACCACAAAUAACUUACCAUUAAACUAGUGAUUCCCAACCUGGUCCUCAGGGACCCCCAGACAUUUUUACUCCCCCCCCAGCUCCCAGACAAUGGAGAACACCAAAUAUCUGCUACAGGAAGAGAGCAAAAAAAUGUGAACCUUCUGAGGGGUCCCCGAGGACUGGGUUGAGUAACACUGUUAAACUGAUAACUAAAUAAAGAAUGUGUUUGGUUCAGUGGGUUUUUUCUUUCCUGGGGUGUUUUUCUGUGUGUGGGUGACACACAGAUUCACUGACACUAACUGUGUCCUUCACUUCAUGGAGAAUGAGCAGCAAACAGAGUUGAGCU
This is a messenger RNA of Brienomyrus brachyistius, 1073 nucleotides long. RefSeq lists its product as uncharacterized. The record is from RefSeq and is a predicted model, not a curated record. The coding region runs from base 63 to 710 and encodes 215 amino acids. NCBI's taxonomy places the organism in Eukaryota, Metazoa, Chordata, Actinopteri, Osteoglossiformes, Mormyridae. The transcript is spliced from 3 exons.